Paramecium sonneborni is the source of this 327-nucleotide messenger RNA. Lineage: Eukaryota; Ciliophora; Oligohymenophorea; Peniculida; Parameciidae. The record is from the annotation of a GenBank genome assembly.
AUGAAUCCAAACGCAUCUCGUUUAAAAUUUUAACCUGUAAUAGCUCUCAAUAAAAGAACAUUUGACUUAGAUUUAUUUGAAUUGGAGAAAAUAAACUUCUAAAAUAAGAUGGAUAAAAAGAUAUCAUAAACAAAUGAUUCUUCUUUAGAAAUUCGAACUCCUACUUUUAAUAAGCGCAAAGUGAAAUUAGUUGGGAUUUAGUAAGGAGAUUCCAAAUUCGUAAAGCAAGUUUUCAGAUCAUUUCCAAAAAAGUAAAAUCGAAGUAAAACAAAUGAUAGAAAUGACUUAUCAUCAUUACAUAAUACAUAAUAGACGACAAAUUAAUGA